UCGGAGACUUAUGGAGACUUGUGUGCCAACAGAACAAGAUCUUAAAGCUUUUUAUCAAUAUUAAUGUCGAUUUCUAGCGGAAAUCGUUUCUAACUACUUUUUGUUUAUACUAUAGUAAUAAUAAUUAAUUAUAUGGAUAUAAAUAAUAUUGGAUUUAAAAUUUAAAUCAUUGAUUUCUCAUUCAGCUCUUUUUCAACAUUGGAAAUAUUAAUCGUAACACAGGUUUCCGAAUGCCAAGGCUUUGAACAGGCUUAUCUUUAAUCGGCACAUGCUAUUAUGAACAUAUUUAUUCUGUGUCUCCGAUGUAAACUAUUUUUCAGUGACAACUUCCUUGCGGGCAAAGCUCUGCUCUGCUCUGCUCCUGAUGUUUAUCUCGGGUUGAUCGCCUCAUUGCACACAUAUGAGAGACUCCACGGACGAAGUGUGGUUUCUCUAGGCAAUCUCUGGGCUCUGAGCUGGCUAUGGCCAAGACGAGCGCCUGAUUUAAGUAUUGCGUAAGCCGACCAGUUUCCCACAAGUCUUGCAGCACACCAAGGCUUCCCAGCUCUCAAAAAAUAUAUAAAUAAAUAAAGGGUCUCACUUACUCUGAUGACCUUAAUAGGUCCAAGGCCUGAUCGAGGCCACAAAUAGUGGCCAGAGGACACCCUAACCCUACCUAAGCACAUACUGGGUCUGGGAGAUCCCCGUUCCCACAGAGCCACAUGCUCCACGAUCAUUAGACCGCUUCAAUUUCCUCAUUAGACGCACUCAAUUAGCUGCCGUUUAGACGACUUUGUUUCCACCGGAGGAGGAGGAGGCGGCGGAAUAGCGGGCCGGAGGAUCGCCAACUGCUUUCCCAAAACAGAGGUGGAGAAAACCCGUUGAUCGUUUUGGACGUAAUGGGAAAGCGAUUAUGCAGCUUUAAUUCAAUCGUCGAUGCUAGUUUUGUGUUUCAAGUCAAUGCGAUUGGUCUGCCACUGUCGGCAUGUUAGUGUUUCGGUGUCAAAGACAUCACAGAUCCAGCAGGAGUCGGGGUGCCGAGUUGAGCUUCAGGAAACUCGAGCCCAAACUCCUUCCGCCUGGCUAUAUAAAAAGCAUUGUUGGCAUCUCCGCUUUGGCAGUAAGAAAAUCGAAUUGGCCGCGUUACCGUCUCUCCGUCGCCGUCGGUCGUCAUCGAUCACCGAUCAUCGUCCUCAUCAUCCUCAGCAAUUAUCGCAUAUCAUCGCGCUAUCAUCGACUUGUCGUCGUUAAACGAUCGGAUCAAUUGGAUUGAUCGAUCGCAUGUAAUCGGAGAAUUAAAGAAAUGAAAAAAUCCACAACAGUGAGUGAUCGCCGAAUAAGCCUGGGAUUACUCUCGACAGUGUUCCUCGUGUUCGAUAUAGAUCCCAUAAGAUCUGGGCUCUAUAGACUUGUGUGCGAUUUUCAGGAUAGCAAAUUACAGUUUAGUCUUUGUUCUUAUCGGAUCUAUAUUUCGUCCAAGCCAUUUUUAGAUAUUAGUAUCCAUAUCCGGGAUUCUAGCUUUGGAUUAGAGCUUAGCAACUUACUGUUUAGUUUCCUAAGGGAUCUUUGCUUUCCUCCACCUUCUCCGCCAAGUUCAUAUGAUAGUUUUUGCAUUGUCAACCAGCUCAAGCCCUUUUUUUUCUCUCAUUUUCAAAGUUAGAACUUUGCUUAUAAAACAUAAUAUAUAUCACAAUGGAAGACUGUAAUAGUUGUUUAAAUACUAUUUUGGGCGGUGGUAAUAUUAAUAAAAGAACUGAAUCACUCUAGAACCUUACCAACUUCAAGAGAGAUUCGAUUAUAUAUAUUUUUCCCCGAUAUUAGGUUCCCAACUAAAGAACAACCUCUUGAUCUUGAAACUUGGAUAAUUAAUUAAACAAUUAUUAUAAAACAAGCAGACUUGAUAAGGGUAGAAUUGAAUUUCGAAAUAUUUCGUUUAUAAAAGAGAACCCUUAGGAUCUGUAGGAAUCACUUUCAGGCCUUACUAACCCAGAAACAGAUUCCAACUCAAGAUAGAAAGCAACAGAACGAAAAGAAUAAAUAUGAGAAAGAUAAAUUUUAAUGUCUCGCAGCUUUCCCGCUUUCAGAGAAUGGCCGCCUUAGGCCUGCUGUUGCUGGUGGGCGUCCAUGGGACGACGAUAAUCAGCAUCAAGUACCCGGAGAAGCCCACCGAGGUGGUCGUGAAGCCGCAGCCGGCCAAGCGAGACCUAAGCCUGAGUUAUGCGGCCACCAACAUUGACUCCAAGGAGGGAACUCGCGUCAAGACCAUUACGGUGAUCAAAAGCGUGGGUGGGAGCAUAUCUGCUCCGGAAGAAGCGGCGGCAGCUGCUACAUUUGGGGCUCCCACUGGUCACAAGCAGCAGCAGCCGAAGCUGGCGAUUGAUCCGUUGCUGCACAAGAACCCGGAGUGGGCGAAUGCCUUUCGCGAUAACUUUGACUCCUAUGGAGCACUGCCAGAUGUCCCGGACAUAGAUGACCUGUUCGAGUUCGUGAAUCGCAAGAAGCCCGCGGAGGAGAAAAAGCAGGAGGCGACUCCCAGCCAGGCGGAGAAGGUGCCGAAGGAGGAAGCCAAGCCGGCUGAGGAGACCACUACCAAAAAGGCCGUCGCCGUUGAGCAGAGCGAGGGAGAGGACAAUGCCAAGGGUAGUAGUGCUACCAGCACUGGAAACAUCGACAGCGACGAGGCGGUGGUGGAGAAGAUCAAGGGCGAUGCCGAGUUGCUGCCGCACAUCAAGCAGGCCAACAUUCUUCGCCUCCAGGCGGCUCAGGCACGCUCGGGGCUGGGUCUGCGCACCAAAGAGUCCCUGAUAAGCGUUAACUACUCAACGCCCAUGCACCAGGUGACCCAGUAUUUUGACAACUACGUCCAGGCGGUGCCAAAUGGCUACGACUACUCCAAGCCCUGCGGCGCCCCUCCGGGUAACAGUAUCCAGGUGACCACUCCCUCGGGUCGCACCUACGAUAUUCCGCAGAGCAAUAGUAGCGGCACUGGUGGCGGCAAUCAUCCGUACCUGGCUCCGUCGCUUACGAAAAAGACGCAGAUUCCACCAAUCACGGCUCAGCCUCCGGUCCAGCAGCAGCCGCCUCCCAACUACUCCUCCGUGAACUCAAUAGUGCCGCCCAUAGCACAGCCGCAGCAACCGCAGCAGGGCUUUGCUCCAAAUGCGCCUCCGCAGCAGCCCCAGGUAGUGUCACCACCGAAUGCAGGCAUCCUGCCGCCUGUUGGCUCGGGCGGAGUAUCUACCAGCCAGCGUCCCUAUGUGGCGCCCAGGCUGCGCAACAAUGGCCUGGGCAUCAGCCGGGCUCCCGGGAGCAGCAGCACCCCGGGACCGGUUCUCGGUGGCGCUCAGCCCGGCGGAGGAGGAUUUGUGGGCGGCAAUCCACCCAGUUUCCGCACCAGCAUCUUUGGCGGCGGUCCCAAUCGUCCCAACACGUUGCGGUCGCGUGGCCUAAAGUAUUGAGCUCUAAAAACUAGACCCCGCCCAGUGUGGUCGCAGCAGUAGCGAUUAAGGUUAAUAUUGUAAUUAUAAUUGUAAAUCAAAAGUGUCAAUUCCUGACUAGCACAUAUGGAGCUCCUAUAGUCCGGACAUCCCCAACUCCCUGUUCGGGAAUACUUAACAUCUUCGAUCUCGAAGUUCUCUAUUGUUCAGCUGUAGCUGGAUCAUUGUUCUAAACUAAAACGUAUCUCACAAGAGCCCAUUAUAGUAAAAUAAUAAAUAUUUGAUUAAUACUAAAUACGUUUUUGGAUAAUGACCUAUUUAAUUUAUUACUGGGAUUAGUGUUAAUUUGUGAACAAUGGCUGAAAAAGUUGCUUAGAAACGGAAACAUGUAGUAUUUAUACCAAUAUAUUUUAAACGACUUGUUUUUCACUAUCAUUAUAAUUUACAAGCUAAAAUAACAAUUUGUUAACUCUUCUUUACUUGCAAAUUGGUAACCUUUUCGCUGACUUAACAUAUUCCGAAUCAAGCUAUAUUAUUUUGACCUUAACUGUAGAAUUUACCGAACCAACAGAUAUUCGCUUUACAAUAAAAAACAAGGCACUUUGUUGAUAGCAAAGCCAUGCUAGACUGUACUUGGUAACCACUGAGGUAACCACGAAAACACCGAAUUUAACGAAGCGGAUCACAAAGCAUGGCCCGGAAUAGCUUGGCACGAAUCAAUACACACUGUUUUCCACAGAUUUUAAUUAAUAUUCACUAUUUUCCCGUUCUUUGUUUUGUUUUUUGAGCCCUCGUCCCUUUCGCUGUGUGUGUUGUUGCUGUUGCGUGAUUGUUGUUGUUGUUGGCAUCUCCGCCGAAGAAGAAGCAAAACGAAGCAGACAGGAUAGGUGAGGGGGGCACGUCGCUGCUCGAAGUACGAAUACUGAUUUUUAUUCAAUGAACUUUUACUCACCACG
This is a messenger RNA of Drosophila kikkawai, 4372 nucleotides long. Lineage: Eukaryota; Metazoa; Arthropoda; Insecta; Diptera; Drosophilidae. The record is from RefSeq and is a predicted model, not a curated record.